This is a messenger RNA of Guyanagaster necrorhizus, 1450 nucleotides long. RefSeq names its product agmatinase. The record is from RefSeq and is a predicted model, not a curated record. The coding region runs from base 93 to 1322 and encodes 409 amino acids. Gene Ontology annotation, molecular function: agmatinase activity; metal ion binding. NCBI's taxonomy places the organism in Eukaryota, Fungi, Basidiomycota, Agaricomycetes, Agaricales, Physalacriaceae. The transcript has 10 exons.
CAAAUUCUUCUGUGAUCCUUUUUAUAAACAGAAGGAAGGGGUUUGCUCCAUCCUCACUCAAAUUCCUCGAGUUAUCUGUUUGCACCGAAAACAUGAAGUACCUGCUCUCUUCUGUGUAUUUGGCGAUCCUCUUGGCUCUGUCUGGCGCCGAGCAUCAUCACCAUGGCCAUCUAGACCAGGUGCCGUUGGACUAUGUCAAAUAUCCUCUUGAACCUCUGUACCGUACCAGUACCGGCGAAGUCACUGCUGACGCCAUCUUCUCUGGCAUUACCACCUUCGCUAAAUUGCCGUGGGUGCAGUGUCUCACCAAAGAGAAGGGCGAGUCGUUCGAUAUUGCCUUCAUUGGUGCACCCUUCGAUACCGGUACCAGUUACAGACCUGGAGCACGCUUCGGUCCAGCCGGAAUUCGAACUGGGUCUCGUCGUUUAACGUUAUAUGGCGGCUACAAUGUUCCUCUCGAGUCUAACCCGUUCCAAUCCGGGCUUAAAAUCGUGGACUGUGGCGAUAUUCCCGUUACACCCUACGACAACAAGGUCGCCAUUAAACAGAUUGAAGAAGGGCACAAGGCACUACUGCACCGCGAAACAUACUCUCCUCUGGGGAACGAUUCUGUGACUGGCCAAGCCUUGACGCCCCUCUCUAUCGACGGCAAACACCAUCCCCGUGUCAUUACCCUUGGCGGUGACCACACCAUUGUUCUUCCCCUUUUGCGUUCAGUUUAUUCUGCUUACGGUCCGAUUUCUGUCAUCCACUUUGAUUCUCAUCUGGAUACUUGGAAGCCUUCUGUUUUUGGAGGAGCCCCGUCGGACGUCGCUGCCAUCAACCACGGCACAUAUUUCUACUGGGCGAGCCAAGAAGGUCUCAUUAAGAAUGGAUCAUCAAUUCACGGGGCAAUUCGGACGACACUUUCCGGGCUGGAGGAUUACGACAAUGACGACGACGCGGGCUUCAAGCGCAUUGAGGCCCGCGAGAUCGAUACCCUCGGCACUGAUGGUAUCAUCAAGAAAAUUCGUGAGACCGUCGGGGACGCACCUGUAUACCUCUCUAUCGAUAUCGACUCUAUCGACCCUGCCUUUGCUCCUGCCACGGGUACGCCAGAGACUGGUGGCUGGUCUACUCGCGAGAUUCGCACAAUCUUAAGGGGUUUGGACGGCCUUCAUCUCGUCGGUGCUGACAUUGUAGAAGUCGCACCUGCGUAUGACACCAAUGCAGAACUUACAACUAUUGCAGCAGCCGAUGUUCUCUUCGAAGUCCUCACUGUCAUGACUAAAACACCUCUAGGUAAGGUGCGGGAUCUCAGUAAGGGCAACAGUGCACUUUGAUAUGAGACGCUGGCACAUAUAUGCUUAUGUUUUCUUUCCCUAUUGUCCAAAUAAUGUUCUUGAUUCAUUGUGUUCGUACUGUACACAAAAUCAAUUCUUUCAGUCAAUUUGGGCGGAAGUUGCUUGCG